AUGCUUCUAUGUAUUCUUGUCACUUUUGGACAUGGAUUUUGUCUAUUGUUUGAUAAACUACUGAAAUAUAAAACUUCACGAUUAAAAUUUAUUGGAAGUUUACAAAAUUGUGAUGAGAGAAAGGAGAAUAGUAAUAACCAUGAUUUAAAUAAUGAAUCAAGAAAUCAGGUGUCUAGUUCCUCUUUAAAUCGAAUGAUGAAUCAAAAUCUAUCUGUGAGAAAUAUAUCAAAACUAGAUCAACAUACAAGUUCCUCAAAUGUGAAAACUCGUGUUCAUUUUAAUGAAAUAAAACCAAAAUACAAAUGCGUAAUAGGUGAUCACGUCAGAAUGCCACUAAAUGAGGCUGAUCAAAAUCAUCAUGAUAUUAUUAAUUUAACUCGAAUAAACAAGGAUCAGUGUUUAUUGAUACACAAUGAAGUUAAAUCGAAAAAACAUUUAUAUCUCCAACCGAUGCCAACGUUAUUCAUUAAAAAACCAAAUUAUUCAAAUGAAUUGGACGAAAUACCUGAAAAUGACAACCUUUAUUUAAAUGAUAAUUCCUACUUAUCAAAUGAGACUAAAGCUUCAAUAAAAUCCUCGUCAUUUAGACAAAAAGUUAAUGUUAAUGAUGAUAAUUGUGGAGGAUAUGAUAAUGAUGAUGAUGAUGAUGAUGAUGAUGAUGAUGAUGAUGAUGAUGAUGAUGAUGAUGAUGAUGAUGAUGAUGUUAAUGGUGACGAUAAUGAUAAUAAUGAAGGUAAAUUAUUAUCACCUUCCGCAAACAAUCCAUCUUUAUCACAAACAAGUUCAAAAUAUCAACAGAAUACGGAACAUACUAACGCUUUAUCAACAUUUGCCAUGACAUCUUAUUUAAACACACAUCAUAAUCACAAAAUAUGUACUAAACAUAUGCUUCGAGCUCACAAAAGAAAUUCAUCUUUUUUUAAACGAUUAUAUAAAUGUGGUUAGAUUAUGAGACAUCCAACAAGACAAUAUGACACAAAUAAAUCUAUACUGAAACCAAGUAUACAUUUACCUUUAAUUUGUAGAUAUAAUUCAUCUUAUUUGUCAGUUUGUUCAUCAGCUACAACAAAUUCC
Molecule: messenger RNA, 1074 nt
Organism: Schistosoma intercalatum
Lineage: Eukaryota; Metazoa; Platyhelminthes; Trematoda; Strigeidida; Schistosomatidae
Source: the annotation of a GenBank genome assembly